CAGAUGAAAAUAUAGCACGAAUCCAAUAUUUGCUUUGUAAAAUAUGAACUUUUUUGAAAACAAGCUCAUAAUGGCACCUAUGGUCCGAUUUGGGACUCUUCCCUCUCGUUUAACAGCAUUAGAUUAUGGUGCAGAUUUAGUAUUCGCCGAAGAGAUCGUUGACCGCCUAAUUCUUAAAUCAAAAUUUGUCUUAAAUCAUAAAUUGAAAACAAUCGAUUUUAUAGUUAAGGAAAAUGAAUUUCAUAAAGUUGAUAAAAAUUCAAAUAUCGUGGAAAAUAUUGCCUACAAACAUAAUUUUAUUGCUGAAAAUAAUACUGUUUUCCGAACACCACCUUUAAAAGAAAAUAAUAAGCUUAUAUUUCAGUUAGGAACAAGAAACAUUGAAAAUGCCAUUAAGAUAAGUCAGUAUUUGAGUGGAGUAAAUUGGAAGUCAGAAUUCAAUGUUCCAAAUGAUGAUGACUCAAGUCCAUACAUUAUAUCUGGAAUAGAUUUGAAUAUGGGUUGUCCUAAAGAUUAUUCAUUAAAAGCAGGUAUUGGGUCAGCACUUUUGAGAUCAGAUACAGAGAUUGAGCUUGCUUGUAGAAUAUUGGAAGCCUUAGUGAAGGAAAAUAGACCUAAAGAUAUUAAAACCUCAUGUAAGAUUAGAGUUCUUCCAACUUUGCCUGAUACCCUAAGGCUUUGCCAAACUCUACAAAAAACUGGAAUCGAUGCAUUGACCAUUCAUGGAAGAACCCCUAGUGAAAAGAAAUCUGAUUUUUCUACUCCAAAUAGGGACCACUAUAUAAAUGAAAUAUCUAGAUUAUUAAAUGACUCAUGUACAAUUAUUGCAAAUGGAGGUUCUAAUUGUAUCAACAAAAUACUUGACAUUGAUUAUUUUAAAGCAGAAACAGGCUGUAACUCAAUUAUGCUAGCAAGGAGUGCUAUGAAAAAUCUUUCUAUAUUCUCUACAAGUAUGGUAACGAGAGAUGAAGUUAUAAGAAAAUAUUUAAAAUAUGCUUUAAUAUAUGAAAAUGAAUUUAUAAAUUCUAAAUAUGCCAUACAACAAAUGUUUUAUCAUGAUGGAAAAUCGGAUCAAUUUCAAAAGUUAUUGAAAGCAAAAAAUUAUCGAGAGAUGUGUAAAAUUUGGAAACCUGAUACUGAAUUAUUUAUAGAUAUUGCAGAUGAUAUUUAUUCAGAUUCUUUUGAAAGUCAUAAAAAUAAUAUAGACGUUGCCAAAUUUGAUAAUGUGGAUGGUAUAAUUAUAAUGGACCUACAUUAUGAUUACAGAGAAUGGCCAAACAUGCAAAUAGAUAACAAUUACAGAUUACAAUUUAAUAAAUUCCCUAAUCCUAAAUUGGCGUUAAUACAUUUUUGCAAUAUUUUAAAUAUACCCCAACCUUCUUAUUAUAGCAUAUCUAGUCCUGAUAAUAGAACUUUUAAAGGCAUAGUUGAUAUCAAAGAUCUACAAUUUUCCACAUAUAAAUGGGAGAAAAGUAAAAAAAUUGCAGAACAAUCAUCAGCAUUAUGUGCAAUAAAAUAUAUUUCAAAAUUUUUGUCAUUAUAAAUAAUGUAUCCAUACUUUGCAAAAUAAAGUAUAAUAAAUUAUUUUAAUCUUAUUAAUGAAUUGUGAUUGUAUAUUAAAUAAAUAUAAAAAACUAACAAAAAUU
Molecule: messenger RNA, 1646 nt
Organism: Gordionus sp. m RMFG-2023
Lineage: Eukaryota; Metazoa; Nematomorpha; Gordioida; Chordodea; Parachordodidae
Product: tRNA-dihydrouridine(20) synthase [NAD(P)+]-like
Exons: 8
Coding region: 44-1543 (499 amino acids)
Biological process (GO): tRNA dihydrouridine synthesis
Cellular component (GO): cytoplasm
Molecular function (GO): tRNA dihydrouridine synthase activity; flavin adenine dinucleotide binding
Source: RefSeq, a predicted model, not a curated record